AUGCUCAUCGGGUUCGACACCGCAAAGUCCACCUCCGCGACCGUCCUCAGCGCAGUCGCGACCAUCAACUCCACCUACUCCUCCCUGCACAGCCACUACAGGAAGUUCCACCACUCCGACGACCAGAUCGCCAUCUACCAGGAACAGUACCUGAACGUCCUCCAGGACACGCUGGCGGAGGUGUCUCACAGCUCCGUCCCGAUCGGGAUCAUCGCCACCAUGGUCAACGUCAGGAACUGCGAGCGUUUCUUCGCCAGCAACCACGGAAUCUACAGAAACGUCCCGGCUGGCACCCUCGUCAGCGAAAACUUUGUCUCCAACAACUACGAUUUUUUCCUGGUCAGCCAGCAGGCAACGAAAGGCACCAUGAUCCCAAACCACUACCGGGUGGUGUACUGUACCAGCAAGAUGGAGGAGGGCCUGCUCCAGGAGCUCAUCUUCAGCCAGUGCUUCAACUACGUGAACUGGACGGGGUCGAUCAAGGUGCCGGCGGUCCUGCAGUACGCCAAGAAGUGUGCCAAGUUCGUAGCGGAAGUGAUGGAUAAGGAGGAAGAAGUACCCAAGGAUAUGAGGAAUAAACCUUACUACGUGUGA
Nymphaea colorata (pocket water lily) is the source of this 594-nucleotide messenger RNA. RefSeq lists its product as uncharacterized. Gene Ontology annotation, molecular function: piRNA binding. Gene Ontology annotation, cellular component: P granule. Gene Ontology annotation, biological process: regulatory ncRNA-mediated gene silencing. The transcript is spliced from 2 exons. The record is from RefSeq and is a predicted model, not a curated record. The coding region runs from base 1 to 594 and encodes 197 amino acids. Lineage: Eukaryota; Viridiplantae; Streptophyta; Magnoliopsida; Nymphaeales; Nymphaeaceae.